Messenger RNA from Vitrella brassicaformis, 862 nucleotides. Lineage: Eukaryota; Vitrellaceae. The record is from the annotation of a GenBank genome assembly.
GGUAGGUUCGUGUCUGUCGUUCACACACGUCAUGACAUUGAUUCCAUGGAUCAACACGCUUCAUCGCCACUCGUCUGUCUGUCUGUAUGUAUGUCUGUUGCGAUAGCAUCAUCAAAAUUGUCUCUCACGCCACGCACACGCCACGCACAUCAUGACUGUCUGCCUGCCUCUCAGUCUGUCAGUCUGUGUGUGCGCCGGUCACUUGAGCAUCGGCAGUGUGCGGCGCGGCCGUUUCCUGACACACACAGACACACACACACAGAGACAUCCAUCCAUCCAUCGAUCCAUUUGUGUGUGUUGUGGUGUGGUUACGAGAGUCCGUCUGCCCUCUGUCUGAUGGCCGGGCUGCUGAUCGACUGGCGCCCCUUCUUGUUGUCGUUCUCACUGUGCGACGACUUGUCGUCGUCCACCGCCGCACGACCACGCUUGCGCGACACUGACGGACCAGUGAGAUGGCAUCAGACGAGAGAAACACACACAUUUGGUGUGCCUGUGUCUGUGUGUCUGUCUCUUGUACCUUGUUGUUGCUGCGAGUUGUUGUGUGUGUGUCGCCGCACACUGCAGCCCUUGCCCAUGUAGUCACGGGUACUCAGCAGUCCGCUCUCCUGCGGCCUGACAGAGAAUGACAUGUGUGUCUGUGUGUGUGUGUGUGUGUGGCAGCGACUUACUGUUCGGUUAUGCACUGUGCGAUUUCCUCGUCCUGCCCGAUCAUCGCAGCCAAACUCACACACGUCACCUGCACACACACACACACACACAGAUGGAUGGCUGGACGGUGUGUCUGUGUGCUCACAUAGCGGAUGUCGCUGUCGAGGAGCCUCUUGGUGGCCGUCGUCAGAAGCGCCUCAGCCUCGUUGUCAAG